AUGGCGCUGAUUGACGUUCCCCAAACGACAUCCUAUCCACCACUGGAGGAAAAGAAACCUCUGGGAGCAACGCCCACAGUUAUUGUGACACCAUGCGAUCCUUGGCCUCGUCCCUACUACCUUGAAAAUGGGUUGCGACGCGUUGCACCAUAUCAUUUUACGUACAACACGUAUUGCAAGGAGAGGUGGAGGGGACGAGAGCUGCUAGAUAUAUUUUCAAGCGAGUUCAGAGACCGACCUCUCGAGUAUUAUAAAGACGCCAUAGAACGGGGAAUGGUGACAGUAAACGGAAAGCCUGUUCCAACGACUUCACACAUUGUCAAGAAUGGCGACGUUAUCUCACAUACUCUACACCGCCACGAACCUCCUGUGACGUCCCUUCCCAUCUCAGUCCUACACGAAGACGAGGACAUGAUUGUUAUCAAUAAACCAGCGGGAGUGCCAGUUCACCCAGCAGGCAGAUACAACUACAACUCGGUCGUAGAGAUCAUGCGAGCUGAACGAGGGCACACUUGGAACCCACUGCCUUGCAACAGACUCGAUAGGCUGACCAGUGGCGUAAUGUUCAUUGGCAAGCAUGCGAAAGCUGCGGAGAAGUUGAGUAUGCAAAUUUCAGAAAGAACAGUCAGGAAAGAGUAUAUUGCACGGGUGAAAGGCGAAUUUCCAGAUGGUGAAGUUGUAUGUGACAUGCCAAUCUUGCAAAUAUCUCCCAAACUCGGUCUCAACCGAGUCCGAGCAAAUGGCAAGGCUGCACGGACCGUAUUCAAGAAGCUUGCGUACUACACGCCCAUCAAGGAAUCCGAAAACUCAAAAUUAGGGGACCAAACUGAAACUGACGAAGCGAAGCAAUGUGCAGCUUCCGAAGGAUACUCGAUUGUCAGAUGUCUACCUGUAACAGGGAGAACCCAUCAGCUGCGAGUCCAUCUACAGUUUUUGGGCCAUCCAAUAGCUAACGACCCUAUAUACAGCAAUCGGCGUGUGUGGGGUGCGAAUCUGGGAGCGAAUGAUGCAGACGCAUCACACGAUACGGACGAGGAUAUCAUUACCCGUCUUUCCCGCAUGGGCAAAUCAGAAGUUGCUGAUGCUGUGGCAUAUCACGAUGAGAUGGUUGACGAGUACAACAAGAAAAAGGCCGAGAAGAUGUCUGGAGAAGUCUGCGAUAUCUGCCAAACACCACUUUAUACAGAUCCUGGGGAGCAGGAACUCUCCUUGUGGCUACAUAGUCUCCGCUAUGAGGAUGCUGGGGGUUCUUGGAGCUAUGUUAGCCCUCUACCCAAUUGGGCUUUGCCACCUCAGGGCAUGCAAGGGCCGACAGAGGUUGGAGGGAUGGAAGCUCUCGUGGAAGCGGUGAAAGAACAAAACCCUGAGAUCGCAUAG
Mollisia scopiformis is the source of this 1377-nucleotide messenger RNA. Its product is annotated as pseudouridine synthase. Gene Ontology annotation, molecular function: RNA binding; pseudouridine synthase activity. Bases 1 to 1377 code for a protein of 458 amino acids. The record is from RefSeq and is a predicted model, not a curated record. Lineage: Eukaryota; Fungi; Ascomycota; Leotiomycetes; Helotiales; Mollisiaceae. The transcript is spliced from 2 exons. Gene Ontology annotation, biological process: pseudouridine synthesis.